Molecule: messenger RNA, 1667 nt
Organism: Boeremia exigua
Lineage: Eukaryota; Fungi; Ascomycota; Dothideomycetes; Pleosporales; Didymellaceae
Product: pyruvate dehydrogenase E1 component subunit alpha
Exons: 4
Coding region: 122-1402 (426 amino acids)
Biological process (GO): pyruvate decarboxylation to acetyl-CoA
Cellular component (GO): intracellular membrane-bounded organelle
Molecular function (GO): pyruvate dehydrogenase (acetyl-transferring) activity
Source: RefSeq, a predicted model, not a curated record
UGGGGUGGGCCCGCGCACUAGCGUAGAUGGUGAUCCGCGACAGCUCAACCUUUUUGCACUGAGCGAAGAACGUCCACUCCCCCCGUCACCACCCCGCCAGUCACCUCCCGCCGGCGCCAACAUGCUUUCCAGGUCCAUCAGGAGGAGCAUUGCCUCGCCGCUCCGCCAGCGCUUCGUCGCCCCCGCCACGCGCCCGGCCUUCAGCAGAUUCGUGACCACCGAUGCCGCUUCGUCGCACGCCGAGCGGGACCAGGUCCCCGAGGCGGACGACCAGCCCUUCGAGGUCCGCCUCUCCGAUGAGGCCUUCGAGACCUACGAGCUCGACCCCCCGCCGUACACACUCGAGACAACCAAGAAGGAGCUGAAGCAGAUCUACUACGACAUGGUUGCAGUCCGCCGCAUGGAGAUGGCCGCCGACAGGCUGUACAAGGAGAAGAAGAUCCGCGGUUUCUGCCAUCUUUCCGUCGGUCAGGAGGCCGUUGCCGUCGGUAUUGAGCACGCUAUCGAGCGCGCCGACCACCUCAUCACCGCCUACCGCUGCCACGGCUUCGCGCUGAUGCGCGGAGGAACUGUCAAGAGCAUCAUCGGUGAGCUGCUUGGCAGGCGGGAGGGUAUCGCCUACGGAAAGGGCGGUUCUAUGCACAUGUUUUCCCCCGGUUUCUACGGAGGAAACGGUAUCGUCGGUGCCCAGGUCCCUGUCGGCGCUGGUAUUGCUUUCGCCCAGCAGUACGAGAACAAGAAGCAGGUCACCCUCGCCCUCUACGGUGACGGUGCCUCCAACCAGGGUCAGGUCUUCGAGGCCUACAACAUGGCCAGCCUGUGGAAGCUCCCCAUCAUCUUCGGUUGCGAGAACAACAAGUACGGUAUGGGUACCGCUGCCAACCGCUCGUCUGCCAUCACCGACUACUACAAGCGCGGACAGUACAUCCCUGGUCUGAAGAUCAACGGCAUGGACGUCCUCGCCGUCAAGGCCGCCGUCAAGUACGGAAAGGAGUACUGCGCUGCCGGCAAGGGUCCCCUCGUCUACGAAUACGUCACCUACCGCUACGGAGGUCACUCCAUGUCCGACCCCGGAACCACCUACCGCACACGUGAGGAGAUCCAGCGCAUGCGCUCCACCCAGGACCCCAUCGCCGGUCUCAAGCAGAAGCUUCUCGACUGGGGUGUCACCACCGAGGAGGAGCUCAAGUCACUCGACAAGCAGGCACGCUCCGACGUCGACGCCGAGGUCGCCGAAGCCGAGGCCAUGCCCGUCCCCGAGCCUAACGGCAAGGUACUGUACGAGGACAUCUACGUCCGUGGCUCUGAGCCCGAGUUCCUCCGUGGCCGCGUCCCCGAGGAGAACUUCUACUACACCGAGCACGACAUGGGCGCGGAGAAGAAGUCCGUCGCCAGGACAUAGAGUGGUCAACGUGGAGUGGAGUAGAGCGCGGCAUGAGCGAGCUUGCAUAUGUGUAAUUCUAGGGUUUCGGGCGUGUUCGCCUCGUGAGGAUAGGCUUUCAAUUACAUAUCACCAUCUUCAAAGCGUUUGAGCUGUGACGUAUGGAGUCCACACUCCCGACACGCAUGCGCCGCGAACCCAUCAAAGCUCCAACAUGGACAUCUACAACAGCGGGGAGGCUCAAUUUGGGUAUCAAUUGUCGUUCGUUUAAAGAUAUCUUUGCCAG